Messenger RNA from Argiope bruennichi, 3006 nucleotides. RefSeq names its product gamma-tubulin complex component 2-like. Gene Ontology annotation, cellular component: equatorial microtubule organizing center; centrosome; gamma-tubulin small complex. Bases 195 to 2741 code for a protein of 848 amino acids. NCBI's taxonomy places the organism in Eukaryota, Metazoa, Arthropoda, Arachnida, Araneae, Araneidae. Gene Ontology annotation, biological process: meiotic cell cycle; mitotic cell cycle; microtubule nucleation. Gene Ontology annotation, molecular function: gamma-tubulin binding; microtubule minus-end binding. The record is from RefSeq and is a predicted model, not a curated record. The transcript has 27 exons.
AAUUAUAAUUUUAAAAUGUAGUUUACCGCCGAAGUGACUGCUUGCUUUUGAUUAUUUUAAUCAAACUUCAUAGCUAAAUAUUUGAAAUGUCAAAACUAGUUUUUUAUAUUAACAACAAAAGAAACUAUGUAUGCUUUUAGCUUUGCGGGAAGCUUUUUAUAGAGGAAAUUUAUAUCAAUAUCAAUAUUGAAGAUAUGAGUGAAUAUACAGUGCAUCACCUUGUGAGUGAAUUAAUCAAUAAUCUUGGUUUUACUGAAAAGUUGAGUGAAGGUGCAUCAUGUGAAGAUUAUGCAGAGAUACUAAAGAAGAGUAGAACUCCUUAUAACACAAAGUGUGCUAAUGUGACAGCUAUAAAAAAGGUCUCUGAAUCUUCUUCAUGUCCUGAGGAAUUUAUGAAAAGAUAUGAAGAAAUAAAACUCAAGCAAAUUCGUGAAGUCGAUUCUCUUGUAUCUUUUUUGUACAAAGUACAGAAUGAUGAGAAGGUAAAAAAUUUAUUGGUGAAAAAUUCGAGUGCCAAAAUCAACAGUAGUACUGUUUCAAAUGAGAAGUCAAGUAUUAAUAGCAAUUUGUCACAUAGAGAUGCCCAGUUCCAAAAGAAGAGUAAUUCUAUAAAGAGUGAGCAUGAAGGACUAAGAAAGGAGCCACCUCCACGUGUUUCAGUUCCUCCUGGCAUAUAUGCACUGCCUAAUUGGGUUAAACAUAGAAAAAAUCUGAGUUGGAAUUUUGUUGAUGAUGUAUUGCCUAAUCCAAAGCAUUGUGGUCCCAUUGGAGCUCUUCCUCCUAAUGUACAAGAAAGUCGAUUAAUUGAUGACAUAUUGUUUUGUUUAGUGGGAAUAGAUGGUGAUUAUGUAUAUUCAAAAAAAGUAGAUGGCGACAAAAGGAUAUUUCUUGUAGAUGAGUCUGCUAAUAUUGCUCUGAAGCUUUUGGUUCAAAACAUGAUGCCAAUGUUUUCUCACUACUCCACAAUCAUAAAUUUCAUUGAAAAAAAUAUUCAUUAUGAACAAGGUCUAGUCAAUCAUGCUCUUGCUGCUGCCAUGCGAAUCUUCUUAAAAGACUAUUUUGUAUUGGUCUCACAGUUAGAGAAUCAACAUAUUCAACGUAAUUUAACUCUUCAAAAGAUGUGGUUUUAUUUACAACCUUCCUUGGCAACUAUGGAGACUAUUGCUGACAUUGCUUCAAUUCUAAAUGAGGGUGAAUGCUUUGGUGGCACAGUAUUAUCAGUCCUUCAUGAUAAUACAGCUUCUCUUACUGGGUCGAGUAAAUCUCGAGAAAUUUGUCAUACUCUUACUAGAGCAGCUUCUCUUCCUUAUUUUGAAUUUUUAGAAAAAUGGAUUUAUAAGGGAAUUAUAUCAGACUAUUACUCCGAAUUCCUGGUUGAAGAUAACGAAUUAAUAAAGAAAGAAGAUUUACCAACUGAAUAUAGUGAUGCAUAUUGGGAGAAACGUUACACCAUCAGAUUUCAUCAGAUACCAGUAUUCCUGAGUAAAGCUGCUGACAUGAUUCUGCGAACUGGAAAAUAUUUAAACGUUAUUAGACAGUGUGGCAAACCUGUGAAUUGUCCUGAUGCUAAAGCAAUUGUUUAUACCACACGGGAAAGUCAAUAUGUAGAAUACAUUGAACCAGCUUAUCAUUUUGCUAGCAAGAAGCUCUUAGAUGUUUUAAUGGAUGAUGCAGAUUUGAAGAGGAGACUUCUAUCAGUAAAGCAUUAUUUUCUUUUGGACCAAGGAGAUUUUAUUGUACAGUUUAUGGAUAUGGCUGAAGAGGAACUUCAAAAGGAUAUAGAUGAUAUCAUGCCUUCUAGAUUAGAAUCUUUAUUAGAACUUGCUUUACGUACAAGUGUUGUUAAUGAAGAUAAGUACAAAGAUGAUGUCAGAGUUGAGCUCCUUCCAUACGACUUGCUGACUCAGAUGUUUAAGAUACUUCAGAUCCCUACUGAUGUUCAAAAUGAAUAUAGAAACACUGAAUCAAUGAUGCUUACAGGGUUAGAAGCAUUUGUUUUUGAUUAUGAAGUCAAAUGGCCUCUUUCACUCGUCAUUAAUAGAAAGGCUUUGGCAUAUUAUCAGAUUUUAUUUCGUCAUUUAUUUUAUUGUAAGCAUAUUGAAAGAUUGCUUGGACGUGUGUGGUCUUUAAACAAACGAACAAAGUCACUUCCUCGUUCAGAGAUGUGCCAUUAUGCAUCUGCUUUUGCUUUGAGACAGCGUAUGUUUAAUUUCAUCCAGAACCUUGAUUAUUACUUAACUCUUGAAGUUAUAGAGCCACACUGGAAUGAUUUUUUCAGGAAGAUUUCACAGGUUACUAAUGUCGAUGAGGUACUUUUCUGUCAUAAUGAUUUUCUUGAAAAAUGUGUCGAAGAUUGUAUGUUAGCAAACCCAAAGCUUUUUCAAGUGUUGGCAACUCUCAUGACUUUAUGUGCUGACUUCUCAAUUUUUCUACAAGGCAUUAUGAAAUGUUCUAUGGAUAUGGACAUGUCAGCUGCUGGUGACAGUUUAUUGUAUUCUGUACGUGAACAACCACUUUUGGAUAUGGCAAGUUGCCCAGCUGCUCUGGAAAAUUUUCAACAGCAAGUUUCCAGUUACGAGAAGAAAUUUGACCAAAGCAUCAUUUGCAUGCUUCACAUCUUGCAUAGUGUUCAUCAAAGCAAGCAGACUUCUAAAAUUAUAAAUAUGCUUUACAGAUUGGAUUUCAGUCGUUUCUACGAGGAAAUCAGUCUGAAGAAAAUGGGAAAUGAAGAUGAUGUUUGAUCUUCUUGUGUGGCAUUCCUCUUGAAUUCUUCCUUGUGAAUAGUGUUGUAUUAUUUAUAAUGUUUAAAAUUUAUCUCAUAUAUUGUUAUAUACUUAAUAUUACUAAUAGUAUAGAUUAACCUUCCACCACAUUUAAAUUCAUCAUAUUUCAGUUGUUGUACAAUUAUUUGAUUCAAUUGUUUCCUUUAAACAGUGCCAAUAUUCUAUAUUUAAUGUAGAUAUAACUGAAAUAAAUUUUGAUUUUCCUCAACAUAUUUUCUUUUAA